Molecule: messenger RNA, 5696 nt
Organism: Xenopus tropicalis (tropical clawed frog)
Lineage: Eukaryota; Metazoa; Chordata; Amphibia; Anura; Pipidae
Gene: jag2
Product: jagged 2
Exons: 26
Coding region: 243-3917 (1224 amino acids)
Biological process (GO): cell communication; Notch signaling pathway; cell differentiation
Cellular component (GO): membrane
Molecular function (GO): Notch binding; calcium ion binding
Source: RefSeq, a predicted model, not a curated record
UGGAGCUGUCAGUCUUUCACCUACAUGUUGGUGGUGAUGGGACCAGAGAGUCUCUAGAGCCGAUCGAAGGAGUUGGGGCUGGGAGCUGCCCUGACUGACAUCCUAGGUAUCCUCACUGCUCCCGUGGACUGCGAUCAUAUUAUCCCUUGAGGACGGAGCGCUGCUGCUCCAUGGCUAAUCCUUUCCUGCCUUUCCCUGCGUGUUACUAGCCGCGCCGGCCGACGCUCACAUAUUUCCCAGCGAUGUUGGAUAUAAGUAGUAGCUGCGGCCACCUCUCAGUGCUGGCUUUGGUGCUGCUAACUUUGUGGGUUCAGGUUUCCCAUUCCACUGGUUAUUUCGAGCUGCAGCUGAUCUCUCUGAAGAAUGCCAACGGAGAAUUGUUAAAUGGGGAAUGCUGCGAUGACAUUAAGAGCGCUCAGAACCUGGACUGUGGAAGGGACGAGUGUGAUACGUACCUGAAGGUCUGUCUGAAGGAGUUUCAGGCCAAGAUUACCCCAACUGGACCAUGCAACUAUGGCUCCGGAUUUACUUCGGUUCUCGGUGGAAAUACUAUUUAUUUGAACAAGUACAACCACCAGGGUAAAAGUAACCCCAGCGAGAGUGGCAGGAUUACUAUUCCUUUCCAGUUUGCCUGGACGAGAUCAUUUACAUUAAUCUUGGAGGCUUGGGACUGGGACAAUGACACCAAAGUGGACGAAGAUCUCCUGAUAGAUCGAGUUACUUAUGCCGGAGUGACAAGCCCUGAGGACCAGUGGACCCUGUUGCCGUUAACUGGACACGUUGCCCAAUUUGAUGUAAAGAUAAGGGUCAAAUGUGAUGAGAAUUACUAUGGUUCUAUGUGCAACAAGUUCUGCAGACCAAGAAAUGACUUUGUUGGUCAUUACACAUGUGACAGUAAUGGAAAAAAAGCCUGCAUGGAAGGUUGGAUGGGAGCAGAGUGUAAACAAGCUAUAUGCAAGCAGGGGUGUGACUUGCUUCAUGGUGGAUGCACAGUACCUGGCGAAUGCAAGUGUCAUUAUGGUUGGCAAGGGCUGUACUGCAGUGAAUGUGUCCCUUAUCCUGGCUGUGUGCAUGGCAGCUGCCAAGAGCCGUGGGACUGCAAAUGUGAGACCAACUGGGGUGGCCUGCUGUGCAACAAAGAUCUGAACUACUGUGGGACACACCAUCCAUGUUUAAAUGGAGGGACUUGCAUGAACACCGAACCUGAUAAAUACUACUGUGCUUGCCCUGAUGGCUAUUCUGGACAGAACUGUGAAAUAGCUGAACAUGCUUGCGCUUCCAACCCUUGCGCCAACGAUGGAGUCUGCCAUGAGGUUUCUUCUGGGUUUGAGUGUCACUGCCCCCCAGGGUGGACUGGAACAACUUGUGCAGUUGAUAUUGAUGAAUGUGCAUCCAACCCUUGUGCAAGCGGGGGUGAAUGCAAAGACCUUAUCAAUGGGUUUGAAUGCAUCUGCCCUCCUCAGUGGGCAGGGACCACCUGCCAACUUGAUGCUAAUGAAUGUGAGGGGAAACCCUGUCUUAAUGCUUAUGCUUGCAGAAAUCUGAUUGGUCGAUAUUUCUGUCACUGCCUUCCUGGAUGGACAGGAUUAAAUUGUCACAUCAAAAAAAGUGACGACUGCCAUGGACAGUGUCAAAAUGGAGGCAUAUGUAAGGAUAAGGUAAAUGGAUACCGCUGUAUUUGCCCUCGUGGUUUUGUUGGCAAGAAUUGUGAGAUAGAGCUGAAUAAGUGUGCAAGCAAGCCUUGUCAGAAUGGAGGAACCUGUGAAGAUCAUGUCAACACUUUCCGCUGUCACUGUGCCCCAGGAUAUUCUGGAACCCUGUGUGAGCUCACCGUUGAUCUGUGUGAGCCCAACCCUUGCCAGAACAAAGCUCGGUGCUAUAAUCUAGAUGGAGAUUAUUACUGUGCCUGUUCAGAUGACUAUGAUGGAAAGAAUUGUACCCACCUCAAAGACCACUGUAAAAACAGCUCUUGCAAAAUCAUAGACAGCUGUACAAUAGCGAUUUCUACUAAUGCCACCCAGGAAGGUAUCCGUUACAUCUCCUCUAAUGUUUGCGGGCCUCAUGGACGGUGCAUUAGUCAACCAGGAGGAAAUUUCACCUGUUCCUGUGACCGAGGAUUUACGGGUGCUUACUGCCAUGAAAAUAUAAAUGACUGUCUUGGGACCCCUUGUAAGAAUGGAGGAACUUGCACGGAUGAGAUUGAUUCUUUCAAGUGCUUUUGCCCAAAUGGCUGGGGAGGAGAAUUCUGUGACAUAAAUUAUAAUGACUGCAGCCCCAAUCCAUGUCAGAAUGACGGCAGAUGCAUUGAUCUGGUGAAUGACUUUGCUUGCGAAUGUAAAAAUGGCUGGAAAGGCAAAACAUGUCAUUCCCGUGAAUAUCAAUGUGAUGCCAACACGUGCAGCAAUGGGGGAACUUGUUAUGAUACAGGAGAUUCAUUUCAUUGCCUUUGCUGCUCAGGCUGGGAAGGAAGCACUUGUAACCUUGCAAAGAACAGCAGCUGUCUUCCAAACCCCUGUGAGAAUGGAGGGACCUGUGUGGGCAAUGGAGAUUCCUUUUCUUGUAUGUGUAAAGAAGGCUGGGAGGGACGGACCUGCACAGAGAAUACCAAUGACUGCAAUCCUUAUCCAUGCUACAACGGGGGCAUUUGUGUUGAUGGAGUGAAUUGGUUUCGAUGUGAAUGUGCCCCUGGAUUUGCAGGACCUGACUGCAGAAUCAACAUCGAUGAAUGCCAGUCCUCCCCUUGUGCAUAUGGCGCCACUUGUAUAGAUGAAAUAAACGGUUACAGGUGCACCUGCCCAUCUGGAAGAGCUGGCCUCCGUUGCCAAGAAGUCAUUGGACUUGGAAGAUCUUGUUGGCUUAAAGGAAUGCAGUAUCCCCAUGGAGGGAAAUGGGUGGAAGAGUGCAAUAGCUGCUAUUGCUUGGAUGGGGGUGUUGAAUGUACAAAGACAUGGUGUGGUCCAAAGCCUUGUUUGCUGGAACAUUCUAAGGACAAGAGUCGGUGCCCUCGUGGCCAGGAUUGUGAAGCUAGAGUGACACCAUUCAAAUGUUUCCAGCCACCAUGCAGGGAAUGGGGAGAAUGCAGUGCUCCAUUACCAGCAGCAGUCAAGUGCCUGCCCGACUCUGACUACUUGGACAGUAAUUGUGCACGGAUAACUCUAAUAUUCAACAGUGACAAAGUUCCACAGGGAACUACAGUUGAAAACGUCUGUUCAGAGAUCAGAUAUUUACCCUCUCUCAGGACGGUAUCAAAAGAGAGGCAGCUCGUUGUUUUGUGUGAUGUAUCGUCUUCAAUGGAAAAAGCAAUAGAAGUUGCAAUAUCCUUUAUCUCACAGACAGAUGACAAGGACAACAGUCUGAUUCAAAAUGCUGCAAAUACCAUUGUCAAUGCAAUUACAAAAAGGCAAAAUAGUACAGUAAUGCUGGCUGUCACUGAAGUCAAAGUGGAAACUAUGGUUGUUGGCAGUUCUCAUUCAGAUUACCUUAUUCCGGUACUCUGUACGGUCUUUAGUAUUGUGUGGAUAACAUGCAUAAUAAUCUGUGUGUGGUGGAUGCGGAAAAGGAGAAAAGAGCGAGAGAGAAGAUGUCAAGAAGAAAGUGCAAAUAACCAACGGGAGCUUUUGAAUCCCAUAUGGAACCCUAUAGGGGCUCCUUACAAUCAAAAAGACAUUCAUUAUGAAUGCAAAAAUUUCCUUUCUCAUCAGAAAAGAACUUAUGACACUGAAGAGGAAGAAAAGGAGGAGGAGGUUGGAGAGGAGGUGACAGAAGUGGACAAAUGUCUCUCUCAGACAUGCCCAAAGACUUUAACAAGCAAAGGGGAUGUUGACUGCUCAGAGAGCAGCCCUGUUAAGAAACCACAUCGGACAAGUGACUAUAAAAUGGAUAACAGAUGUGUUAAAAAUGUGAAUACAUCCCGCUGAAGGAACUAAAGCCUUAUGUGUAUAAGGGACAUUGUGCCUUGGCUAGGAAUGGGAACCUGAGAGAGAGGCAAAUUUCAUCUCCAUUACAUAAGUUCCUUCUGUCAUAGGAGGGGCCUGUGUUGUUUAGCACUGCUAACCAGUGGCAGGGAGGUUUAGGACUAAAUUCUGGAGUCUGUUAAUUUCUUUAAUAUGUAAGAAAUGUAUUUUUUUCUAUUUGUUCCUGUUGUCUUUCUAUAAAUUAUUUGUGGCUAAAAGGCAAAAGAUGGGGCGAAACUCUUUGAUAGUUGCUAUUUUUGGAAAGUUUGCUUUGAAAGCUCCUCUUAAGGAAGGAAUUUUGAGGAAACAAAAAAAGUUCAGCUGGAUUUCCACAAUAUCAUCAUGUUCAGUUCGUUGCUCAAUUGUACAUUUGUUUACAGAAUGUAUUUCCUUUUUUUAUAACCUUAUAAUUUAAUGCAGGUAUUUUGUUUAAAGCCUCCUGGUUGAGGCAAAUGAGCGAAGAGCUAUCUGCCCCGUCCCCUGACGAAACCCUUUUUCUGCCCCUCUGCCCAGGUUAUGAGCUAAGUAUUGCAAUGCAGGGUGUGGCCAGACGAGGGUUCAUUUGUCUAUUCCCAGCCCGCAUACACUUGUUGCAUUUUUUUUUUUUUUUUUUUUUUUUUACUUAUUUGCCUUACGAUUAUUUUAAUGGGAAUGACUUAACCGGAGACAAAAAUGUCUCAGACCUUUCAAUGCUGACUUCAAAAAGUGGCCUUUUUAUUAUCAUUUUUUGUUUUAAUUAUUUUUUUGUUAGGCUUGCAGUAUUGAUGUAUGUGACAAGUGCCUUGAGAUUAAACUUUUUAUAGCAACUGUCAAAGACCACCCUUUCUGCUUAAAGUCAUAAGCAGAGCAAUAGGGGGAAUCCUCUUAGAGACACUGUUUAUUUUCUAUUUGUGGAUGAAAAAAAUUGUAAAUAUGUAUAUAGUAAAUAAAUUGCUCUGUAUAUUUGAUUUAUCAAAAGUUUUUUUUUGUUCUGGACAUGCCAUUCCUUUUUAAUUUAUGUUGCGGAAGGGAAGUUUAGUGACUGGCUUUUCAUAUAUAAUGUUCCCACCCCCAUGGUUUUUUGUUUUGAUGUCCAGAGUUAAUAAGGGACAUUAAUAUAAUCAAUGUUAGGAGUCUUGUAUUUCCAUUGUGACACCAAAAGUUUGCGUGUAAAUAGUUGUUUAUUAUUCAGUUUGUCCAAGUAUACAGGCAGUUCCAUUCACAGUGUGCAUCAGGGCAAGCAAGAUGGGGGAGGCAUCUGUUAGACCUGCUCAUUAUUUGUGUUAUUACCCAAUGUGUUUUAUUUCCUGUACACUACAAACCUAAUGAAGGGAACAAUAUUUUCCUUUUUUCUUCUGUAUUUGGUUUUAUUUUUUCGUUUUUGGCUUCCCCUCUCUCCCCCCCAACUAAAAGAAAGUUACAAGUUACAAAAUGAAUUACCUCAUUAAAAAAUUGGUUAUUCAAAAAUCAAGGUUUGGAGCAUAUUUCCUUGUUCUUUCAUAUUCUUUGUAAUAGCAUCAAAGGCCGAGCUUUUUUGUUUGUUUUUUUUAUUGUAAAGCAAUGAAACACCGCAUCCUUUGCUAUUGGGCUACCGAUGAAGAAAAGUUACCUGUUUUGGCCAAUGAACAUGAAUGCUUGAAACUAAUAAUUUUAUACAGAAAUGGCAAUAUUGCUUUGCAGAUAAUUCUGUUUAGUGCAUUUUGUUUGACAUGUUCUUAAAAUGUUAAAAACACUAUUUAUUAAAGCAUUUUAUAACAAUAUUAA